AGCUCCCCUCCCUUCAGUCAGGUUCGCGGUUCUUGCUUCAACAGUGUUUGAACGGAGCCACGGCGCCCUGCUUUAAUAUCCUGCUUUAAUAUCCUGCUUGAGGUAGUUCCCAGUGACACUUGAUCCUCUUCGAGUCCCCAUCUCUCUCGACAACUGAAAGCAGACGUAAUGGCGUCCCAGGUUCGUCAGAACUACAGCCAGGAGGUGGAGGCGGCCAUCAACCGCCAGGUCAACCAGGAGCUGUACGCCUCCUACGUCUACCUGUCCCUGGCGUCCUACUUUGAUCGCGAUGACGUGGCCCUGAAGAACUUCCACAAGUUCUUCAAGGAGUUGUCCGAGGAGGAGCGCGAGCACGCCGACAAGCUGCUCGCGUACCAGAACAAGCGCGGUGGCCGCGUGCAGCUGCAGGACGUCAAGAAGCCGGAGCAUGAUGAGUGGGGAAAUGGUCUGGAGGCCAUGCAGGCCGCUCUGCAGCUCGAGAAGAGCGUCAACCAAUCUCUCCUGGAUCUACAUGUGCUGGCCACCGAGAAGAAAGACCCACAGCUGUGUGACUUCCUGGACGACUUCCUGGAGGAGCAGGUGGAGUCUAUCAAGAAGUUGGGUGACCACGUCACCAAUCUGAAGCGACUGGGCGUUCCCCAGUCUGGCAUGGGCGAGUACCUCUUUGAGAGACUCACUUUGGGUGACAGCAGCUAGGCGCUCUCUCACUCACACUGCUUCCCCACUCAACCAGUCACACACGCUCACUUACUCUCACAUGCGACACUCAUUCAUUUACCUACAUUCAUUUCCUGACACUCGCUCACGCAUCCUCUUAUACGACAUUAAUUUACCUACACACUCACCCACCCACUCAGCCACUCGUACACAUACACGAGCGCUCGCCCACCUGCUCACUCACACCGAGCCGUGUCUCUCUCAAUCUGUAGUUGCUUCAUGAGGACAGCCGGUGUGUGAUGGUGAUGAUAGUACUCCUAUUACUGCUGCCGCUGUUAUGUUCAUUAUCUUGUAAAAGAUAAUUGCCUGUACUGCUUUGAAGAUAUGGUACCUUUGGUUGAUGGUGGUUGUGGUUGAUUGACUUGGUGGCAAUGGUUGAGUUAGUGGUGGUUGAAAUGGUUGUGAUCAUGGUUUGGGAUGUAGUGGUUGUUGACAGUCAAGAUGUUUGAUCUCAUGGUGGUAGUGGAGAUGGUUGAGGUGGUGGUUUUUUGGCCUAUUCUCUUCUGGCUUCUGGGUUCGCUGAUACAAGUCGGACCUCCUAGUGAGAAAUAAAGAUUCUACGAGCAUCA
Petromyzon marinus (sea lamprey) is the source of this 1286-nucleotide messenger RNA. Its product is annotated as ferritin heavy chain B-like. Gene Ontology annotation, molecular function: ferric iron binding; ferrous iron binding. NCBI's taxonomy places the organism in Eukaryota, Metazoa, Chordata, Hyperoartia, Petromyzontiformes, Petromyzontidae. Gene Ontology annotation, biological process: intracellular iron ion homeostasis; iron ion transport. The record is from RefSeq and is a predicted model, not a curated record. Gene Ontology annotation, cellular component: cytoplasm.